AUGGCGCCGCAAAAAAGAAAGACGGAAGACGACGACUUCGUCUACACCCUCUCCGACGACAACGAGGGCCGCGAGGAUCCCCUCGGACAAGAAGAGCUACCGCCUCAGCCGCCCAAGAAGAAGACCAAGACGGCAGCCAAGGCCAAGCCGGCCAAGCGCUCCAAAAAGGCGACCCAGAAAGCCUCUGAAGGAAAUGACGAAUCCCAAGAAGGGGGGAAAGAGGAUGCAAGCGAAGCCCCAGAGGGCCCCUGGGGACGUAAGGAUGGAGACGAUGGCGCCAUAGACUCCGACUUUGAGUUCCUAAUCGACCAAGGUGGUCUUGGCGGCGAUGAAGAAGAGGAGGACUUCGAAGGCUGGGGAUUCGAGGGUGCCAAGAAGGGCAUCUCCUCUAACAGGAAGAUUGUUGAUGUCGACGACAUAAUACAACGGCGAAGGAACAAGCAGAAGAACGACGACGACCUUGACGAAGAUGCCGUGGACGUCAGUAUGGAUGACGACGACGAUCAAGUCCUUGCCGAGGACGCCUUUGGCAUGAACAUGAGCUCCGACGCCGAGGAAUCUGGGGACGAGGCUAAGCAGCAAGACGAGGAUGACGACAGCGAUUCCGCUUCGGCAAGCGAUGAUGACUCGGUAGCCACUGACGACGGUGAAGAAGAUCCUGAAGAGCAAGCCAAGCGCGAUGCCUUUUUCGCCCCUGAUGACGGGCUGGGAAGAUCGGGCCAGAAGGGAGACCCCGCAUCGACCUUUAUGGCCUUGUCUUUGUCUCGGCCCAUUCUCCGGGGACUUGCGGCCGUUGGAUUCACCAAGCCUACUCCCAUUCAAGCCAAGACGAUUCCCAUUGCUCUCAUGGGCCGAGACGUCGUCGGCGGCGCCGUGACUGGCUCGGGCAAGACGGGAGCGUUCAUGAUUCCCAUCUUAGAGCGGCUGCUGUAUAGACCCAACAAGGUCCCGACGACUCGGGUGGUGGUUCUCACUCCCACCAGAGAACUCGCGAUGCAGUGUCACGCCGUGGCGAUGAAACUUGCCUCGCACACUGACAUCAAAUUCUCCCUCGCCGUUGGAGGUCUCAGUCUCAAGGCCCAGGAGGCGGAGCUUCGGCGGCGGCCCGACGUGGUCAUUGCAACACCCGGCCGAUUCAUCGACCACAUGAGGAAUUCGGCUAGCUUCAACGUCGACACGGUCGAGAUUCUGGUCCUCGACGAAGCAGAUCGCAUGCUGGAGGAUGGCUUUGCGGACGAGCUGAAUGAGAUUCUCAACACGCUACCCAAGUCACGCCAGACCAUGCUCUUCUCCGCCACCAUGACUUCGACGGUGGACCGCCUCAUUCGGGUCGGCAUGAACAAGCCCGUCAGACUUAUGGUCGAUGCGCAGAAGAAGACGGUGGGAACCCUGGUACAAGAAUUUGUUCGACUGCGUCCCGGCCGGGACGAGAAACGGAUGGGCUACCUCGUCCACCUGUGUAAAGUGCUGUACACUGAGAGGGUCAUCAUCUUUUUCCGGCAAAAGAAGGAAGCCCAUCGCGCGCGCGUCAUAUUUGGCCUGCUCGACCUGUCCUGUGCGGAGCUGCACGGCAGCAUGAACCAGACACAGCGUAUCCAAAGCGUCGAAUCCUUCCGCGACGGAAAGGUUUCUUACCUGCUGGCCACAGAUCUGGCGUCUCGUGGCCUGGAUAUCAAGGGCGUCGACACGGUUAUAAACUACGAAGCGCCCCAGUCCCUGGACAUCUAUGUCCACCGUGUCGGGCGUACUGCUCGUGCCGGACGAAGAGGCACGGCCGUCACUCUAGCCGCCGAGGGGGACAGAAAAGUGGUCAAGGCGGCCGUAAGGGCAGGCAAGGCGCAAGGAGCCAAAAUUGCCAGCCGAAUCAUCCCCCCCGCCGAUGCCGACAAAUGGCAGGACCGGGUUGACGACAUGGAAGACGAGAUGAAGGAGAUUAUGCAGGAAGAGAAGGAGGAGAAGCAGCUGGCACACGCAGAAAUGCAGGUGAUGAAAGGAGAGAACCUGCUGGAGCACGAGGCCGAGAUCAAGGGGCGGCCGAAACGCACGUGGUUCGAGACACAGCACGACAAGGAAAAGGCCAAGCUGGCGGGACGAGCCGAGCUCAACGGGGUCCGCGAGUCGAUGAAGAAAAAAGGCGGUGGCAAGCUGAGCAACAAGGACAAGAAGAAGCUGGACGCAAAGGCUCUCCGAUCCGAUGGCGAUCUCUGGAGGAAGGGGAAGAACAGCGGCGCGCCGGCUCCGGGCAAGGGCUCCAAGGCCGGGGGAGGGAAGCCGAGGGCGGCGCCGGACUAUAAAAAGCCAAACCGCUCAGAGCUGCAGAAAGACACUUGGAUGCUGGCUCCCUUUAGAUUCUUUGGGCUCGGCCCCGUUCGCGCUCUGCGGCCGCACCCUCGCCAUACGCAAAGCUUCGCCCGCUUUCUCUUCCCCCGUGCCGUCCGAGAUCGAUACCGUGAGCGGCUGCUGAGCUUUCAUCUCGACAUCCUUCCCCACAUCAAGCACGGCGUCCAGUCGCGCAUCCACCGUUUCAUCGUCCGGCGCCAGCGCCGGCGAGCCGACAAGGGCCGCGUCAUCGACCUCGUUGCCAGGCACGGUCGACAUCUGCUUCUUGGUCCGCCGAGGUCCCGAGCGGCCAAGGAUGGGAGGGGCCCGCGGCCGACAACACAGAUGCCUACCCUCGCAGGACUGACCACCGGCUAUGUGCCGGGAGUCGCCGCAGAUGGAUCGCAAGAGACGGGCGAGAGGGGCGAGAGGGGGUACAGGAGGCGGAAGCUUGCCGCAAUGGCCGGGAAUCUGUACAGGAGCGGGCAACAGGCCGUGACCGACCUUCGGGAAAGCUACGCGCAAUCGAGAGCCAGGGGGCCCGAUGGCGAGGCGGCGGAACCGACCGGCAGCCCGCACAUUCCGGGCGCCUUUCCCGACGUGGCCAUUGUGUCGAAUGAUGACGAGCAAAUGGUCCUCUUCCCUUCCUAUGCCAAGAGGCAUGAGAGGAAGCAUUGGUACCAAGCCACGCAAGCCGACCAGUCCCAGGUGCCGGAGGCUGGACCUGCCAAGGACGAGGAAUACUGGCGUCAGGAGUGGGAAAGGCACGAGGACGAAAAGGCCAUUGUCGAUGUCGACGUCCGCGGAUGGAUCUAUUCGCCCCAAGUUGGCCCGAUGACGAGGCGCAAUCGCAUCCUCAUCGGCCUCGCCCGCCAGCUGAGCGGGAUAUCAGCGCCCACCCGGAUGCAAGAAGAGAUGCGCGACCAAGAAAAGAUUGCCAAGGAAGCGGCCCUCAUCGAGCAGCGGGGCCAGGAAGAGAAGCGGGUAGCCUACAGCGGCGGAUACAGCGAGCAACCGCCCCCGGACAAGGGCGGCCCCAGCGUCGAUGCUGGCGGCAACACCGCCGACAGUCACGCGGCCCGCCUUGGGGAGAAGCGCAUGCCAGACUCGGGGGCUGCGAGUCCAACGCUGUCUGCCAGGAAGGGGCCGAGCGUCCACGAGCUUAGCGAGGCGGAGCUGAUUCUGGCCAACGCAAACCUCAUGGCCCGCGUCGCGCCCUUUCUGACCUACCCCCUGGUGGCCAUGCCCAUCACCAUCUUCUUCUACAACGACACAGAGUCGCAGUCGCGCACCGUCUUGACAAACGAUGCGGGCCACUUUCUCGUGCGAGCGCAGCUUGACUUUGUGCCAACCCACGUCAGGGUGCUGGCUGACGAGAGGCUGUCGGCCACGCAGCCCGUCAAGGUCACCGAACCGCACGGCGUCAGCUUGAUCAGCGACGUCGACGACACCGUCAAGCACUCCAACAUCUCGGCAGGCGCGCGCGAGAUCUUCCGCAACACCUUUGUGCGGGAGCUGGCGGAGCUCACCGUCGACGGCGUCCAGGAAUGCCCCUGGCAGCUGUUCCCCGUCCUGGCCACCUUUUUCAAGCUGGGCGGGCUGCCGCCGGGGUCGCUGCACCUGAAGCAGUACUCGGGCAUGCUGCAAGGCAUCUUUGAGCCCGUCGCAGAGAGGAAGAAGACGACCUUGAACCGCCUCAUGACGGACUUUCCGACGAGGAAGUUUCUGCUCGUGGGCGACAGCGGAGAGGCCGACCUCGAGGUUUACACGGAGCUGGCCCUGGCCAACCCAGGCCGGAUCCUGGCCAUCUUCAUCCGGGACGUGACGACGCCUCCGGAGAAGACGGGCUUUUUCGACUCUGCCGCACUCGACCUGGCUCGGCACAAGACGUCGAGCAAGACACCGGACGAUGAAGGGUCGUCGAGUAGGGCGAGCAUGAUUCGGCGGGACUCUGCACGCGGCUCAGUGAGCGGCAGCGACGACAGCUCCAGGGUCUCGACAAAGGCGACUGGGCCGGCGAUGGGGACGCUUAUCGACUUUUCCCAGGAGCCAGAGGAGAUUGGCGUCGACAAGUCUGCAGCCAUCCAGGCAGACUCGCGGCAGAAGACAUCAAGCACCACGGACUUACCCCUGGAGCGCAAGAAGCCACCGCCUCCGCGACCGGUGAAGCCGGCGGCACUCAGGAGCAGGCCAUCGUCGACUGCAGAACCUAGCCAGGCCGUUGGUCCGGGAGUGGACGGUUCAAGCCCGAGCACCGCGGCAACGCCUCCACCACCACCACCACCUCCUCGCACCAGGAAAUCUGCAGCGGGCAUCGAAGGAGGGCGCCUCCGACCGUCGUCACAACUGCAGCGAAGCUCGGGCACGCCAAAGCCGCCGCCGCCACCUCCCCGAUCUCGCGCCGCGACGCCUUCCUCGUCGAGGAACCUCAGCCCUCCCCUCUCCGUCCACCGUCGCGGGCCAUCGUCCAAUUCCGACGUGGACUUUGACCCGCUGCCGCCCCCUUCUGCGCCGGCGCCAACGUCUUUUGGAAUGAGCUACUUUUCGUCGGGCCCCCGGUCCGCUGAGACGACGCCGUCGGACUCGCCCGUGCUGGGCGCCCAGGUGGUGAACAAGAAGCUGGACCUGUGGCUGAGACGGCUUGAGAGGGCGCACGAGGAGCUGGACAAGCAGGGCGUGGCGCUGUACACAUGGCGGAAGGGCCAGGACGUGAUGGUGGAGGCUGAGGCGAUUGUCAAGGAGGCUCUGGAAGAGAUGGAGCGGGCCAAGGGCGAGGCGCAACGGAGACGAUGA
Messenger RNA from Hirsutella rhossiliensis, 5112 nucleotides. Its product is annotated as DEAD/DEAH box helicase domain-containing protein. Gene Ontology annotation, molecular function: ATP binding; phosphatidate phosphatase activity; RNA helicase activity. The transcript has 9 exons. The coding region runs from base 1 to 5112 and encodes 1703 amino acids. Lineage: Eukaryota; Fungi; Ascomycota; Sordariomycetes; Hypocreales; Ophiocordycipitaceae. The record is from RefSeq and is a predicted model, not a curated record. Gene Ontology annotation, cellular component: actin cortical patch.